GCCCAACCACUUCCCGUGGACAGCACUGGGCUCCGGCGCGUCCGCCUUGACGUGAUUGGUUGGUGAGCGUAUCCGCUCCAGUGGCGUCACGUGGGCCCAACGGGCUCAGGUCGAGCGCGGGACGCGGAGGACGUUGGGCGUGCGUCGCGACCGCUCGCGCGGGGGUUUCCAGCUCCUGCUAUGGCGGCGGCGGUUGCGGAGGGCGCAAGCAUGGCUGCGGUUCCCGUGUCGGGCGCCCACAGCCCCAGCAAGCCGCCCGUCGGCGAAGGCGAGGGAGCAGCGGGCGAGGAGAAGAACGCUGGGAAGAAAGGAGCGGAGGCCGUGGGGGACAGCGAGGAGGACGGGGAGGAUGUGUUCGAGGUGGAGAGAAUCCUGGACAUGAAGACUGAGGGGGGUAAAAUCCUUUACAAAGUUCGGUGGAAAGGAUACACCUCAGAUGAUGAUACCUGGGAGCCUGAGGUUCAUCUUGAAGAUUGUAAAGAAGUUCUUCUUGAAUUUAGGAAGAAAGUUCUGGAUAACAAAGCUAAAGCAGUCAAGAAAGAUAUUCAGAGACUAUCUUUAAAUAAUGACAUAUUUGAGGCAAACUCUGAUAGCGAUCAGCAAAGUGAGACAAAAGAAGAUACUUCUCCAAAAAAGAAAAAGAAAAAAUUAAAGCAGAGAGAAGAGAAAAGUCCAGAUGAUCUGAAGAAGAAAAAAGCAAAGCCUGGGAAACUAAAAGAGAAAUCCAAACCAGACUUGGAGAACUCUGAAAUUUCACUUUUUGAUUUAAGGACAAAGAAAAGAAUUUCAGAAGCCAAAGAAGAAUUAAAGGAAUCCAAAAAGCCCAAAAAAGAUGAUAUAAAAGAAACUAAGGAACUAAAGAAAGUUAAAAAGGGUGAAAUAAGAGAUUUAAAGACUAAAAUAAAAGAAGAUUCCAAAGAAAACAGAAAAACGAGAAAAGAGAAAUGUGUUGAAUCUCAGUUGGACUCUGAAUCAGAUCUACUUAAUGAUCUCCCCUUUCAGGAGGGGGACAGUGAAGAUUUACAGUCUGACAACAGAGAAGAGAAACUAAAGAUUAAAAGCGGAAAAGACAAAGCAGGGCUAGAUGCAGCUCAAGAUGCUGUUCUAGAUAAACACCUGGACAGCCCCGGAAGUGCUGAUGAAGAUGCUGAUGUCAGAGGAAGGAGAAACAAAAAGAAACCCAGAAAGGCUGAGGAACUUAAAGAGAACAAAAAGCUAGAAAACAAGAACCUUUCUUUAGAGAAGAAAAAUGCACAUAAAAAGCAGAGGAAUCAAGACAAAAGUAGAAGUACUACUGAGUCAGAUAAUCUGACAUCUUCACUGGCCCAGACACAAAAGAGCUCAAGGGUGGGUGGGGAAGAGAGGGGCCUCCGGUCCACUGACUCUGGAGAAGAGAAAGAGACCAAAAAAAAUGAAUCCAAAGAAAAAUAUCAAAAAAGGUAUGAUUUGGACAAAGAAGAAAAAGGCCGCAAAGAGCCAAAGGGAUUAAACACAUUUAAGGAAAUCAGAAAUGCAUUUGAUUUAUUUAAAUUAACUCCAGAAGGAAAAAAUGAUUUUCCUGAGAAUAAUCAGAAAAGAGAAGAAACACCACUGGAUUGUAAUUUUGCAGAAGAUCAUAAAACCAAGGAAAACAAUCAGGUACUUAAAGAAAGGAGAAAUACAAGAGAUGAGACUGACACAUGGGCAUGUAUAGCUGCAGAAGGUGAUCAGGAUGUUCUAGAUGGUAUGUGCCCAGCCGACGAGAAUUCUGAUGGCAGACAGCAGAUUUUGAGUCUAGGCAUGGACCUGCAGCUGGAAUGGAUGAAACUAGAAGAUUUUCAAAAGCAUCUUGAUGGGGAAGAUGAGAACUUUUCUGUAACAGAUGCCAUUCCAAGCAAUUUAUUGAGAGAUGCUGUGAAAAAUGGGGAUUAUAUUACUGUGAAGGUUGCACUUAAUUCAAAUGAAGAAUAUAACCUGGACCAAGAGGAUUCAAGUGGGAUGACACUGGUGAUGCUUGCUGCAGCUGGAGGUCAGGACGAUCUACUGAGGCUUCUCAUCAGAAAGGGAGCCAAAGUGAAUGGCAGACAGAAGAAUGGGACCACCGCACUCAUUCAUGCAGCUGAAAAGAACUUUUUAACUACAGUGGCUAUUCUUUUGGAAGCAGGAGCUUUUGUAAAUGUCCAGCAGAGCAGUGGUGAGACCGCUUUAAUGAAGGCCUGUAAAAGAGGAAAUUUGGAUAUUGUACGACUUGUAAUUGAAUGUGGAGCCGACUGCAAUAUUCUGUCAAAGCACCAAACUAGCGCAAUGUAUUUUGCAAAGCAGUGUAACAAUGUGUUGGUGUACGACUUGCUGAAGAAUCAUUUAGACACACUUUCAAGAGUAGCAGAAGAAACGAUAAAGGAUUACUUUGAAGCACGCCUUGCUCUUCUAGAACCAAUUUUUCCAAUAGCAUGUCAUCGUCUCUGUGAGGGGCCAGAUUUUUCAAUGGAUUUCAAUUAUAAACCUCCACAGAACAUAACAGAAGGCUCUGGCAUCCUGCUAUUCAUUUUCCACGCAAAUUUUUUGGGUAAAGAUGUUAUUGCUCGACUCUGUGGACCAUGUAGUGUACAAGCUGUAAUUUUAAAUGAUAAAUUUCAACUUCCUGUUUUUCUGGAUAGUCAUUUUGUUUACUCAUUCAGCCCUGUUGCAGGCCUCAAUAAACUCUUUAUAAGGUUGACAGAAGCACCCUCUGCUAAGGUGAAAUUGCUAAUAGGUGCGUACAGAGUGCAGCUGCAAUGAUCAAACAGAGACUUGGGAUGGAAUGGCUUUCAGACCUAUUUUUAAAUACUCCCUUCCAAGCAGUUUGGAAUUCUGGCACAGCUAACACUUUCAAAUUUAAAGUUUGAUCUGCAAACCUCAUGCAGUUUAAGGCCUAUCAUCUGUUAUAUGUGGGACAUGAUGUGUUCUAUGUAAUAUAUUAUAAAAUACAGAAAUGUAAGUAUUUGUGCCAGUGCUUUGAAGUUGAUGUUGUGUCUGAACUGCAUACUUAGUUUUCCACAAUGUGGAAUGGUACAGGGUUAUUUAAGAAAAUUACUUUUUUUGUUAACUUGAAAUUUUCUUUUUAAUUUGACAUUUUCUACUACCCCAGGUGAAUUUCUGUAAAUAAAGUAUGAAUUUUCCCCCCUUGAAAUUGGAGCAAAAAGGUCUGAUCUAUUUCUGAUAUGUUUCCUUUAUUUGAAAAGAUCAGACCCUAAGAAAUCAACCAGAACGUUGUGAGGCCUAAAAAGAAAUAUUACACGUGCCCUUACUUUGAAUCCUGGGAGGCUAGACCGUGGGGUUACUGAACUUUUCCAUAGGUAAAACUCUUAUUUGGCGAACUAAUAAAUCAAGCUCAGUCUGGAUUAUAGAAAUGUUUAAAAUGUAGUUCCUGAUUAGUUUUAUAAUUGUGAGUUAUAAUUUUAAUAAAAUUUUCAGAAUGUCACAUAUUAGCCCCUAUACAUUGUGUUUACAAUUCAGACAGCCAUUUUUAUUUUACAUACUGAAACUGCCUUUCUCAUUAAAGUACCACAAUGUUGGUCUUUCUUAUUUCUUUGUAUCCCAUAUAAAUGUGGAUACCAAAUGUGUAGUUUUUAGCUAAAUUUUGUACUAGUACUGUAUCUGAUUUCAUAGCUUUUGAAAAAAAAUUGAGAUUUGAGUUAGCAACAGUGCAUAAGAUCAUUAAGGGGGAGGGGGUCAAUAGUACCUUGGUCCAGUACAUAUAAGAGGAAUGGGCUUUUUAAGAAAAUUUCUAUUAGGUCAUAACUACUAGUGAGUAGAAAAUAAGACAGUUCCUUUAGGAGUUUAGGCUGAGAAAUAAGAAUGAGCUAUGAAAAGUCAUCAAGGGGAAAAUGAGUGAGUUAUUUCAACUGAACCAGGAUCAGAGAACAUGAAAGUUUGAGUCGGUGCCAGAUGUGCUAACUGGAAUACAUGUAGAGGCACAUAAUUUAAUACAGUUGCUCAGAAGUAUAGCUUCUCUAAAAACAUACUUGUCCCUGAGUGGAAAAUGCUGAAAGUUCUGGUUUCAUAUAUGUAAAUGGUAUGAACAGUGAUUUCUCUGGGAAACAAAUCAAUUUCUAAGUAUUAACUUACCAAAACGUAUACAGAUAGGCUUAGUACCACAGGUCAAAACAAAUCAAUCUCCUUGUAUAAAAUGUGUAUAAAUAACACAGAACACAUACCUGAGCUUAUUAUUUCAACCACAGGUGAUCUCAUGACUAAGCAGGUCAUCACAAAUGGGAUGCAUUCCUCUUUGGCCAGACUCCCU
Myotis myotis is the source of this 4261-nucleotide messenger RNA. It is a transcript of the gene MPHOSPH8, whose product is annotated as M-phase phosphoprotein 8. The transcript has 14 exons. Gene Ontology annotation, molecular function: protein binding. Gene Ontology annotation, cellular component: nucleus; cytoplasm. Bases 181 to 2757 code for a protein of 858 amino acids. The record is from RefSeq and is a predicted model, not a curated record. Lineage: Eukaryota; Metazoa; Chordata; Mammalia; Chiroptera; Vespertilionidae.